Messenger RNA from Hydatigera taeniaeformis, 1317 nucleotides. The record is from the annotation of a GenBank genome assembly. NCBI's taxonomy places the organism in Eukaryota, Metazoa, Platyhelminthes, Cestoda, Cyclophyllidea, Taeniidae.
AUGGAAAUUGAGAAUGAACUGGAGUUGCUGCGUAGGCAGCGGGAACAAGGAAGAUCUGAACUUGUCACCACUUUGUGUGAAACGACGAAACGAAUAGAUGAUCUGAUUUGUCAUCUCCAUCAAAAGCAGCGCGUGCUAAGGAAGAACGAUCAACCACAAUCCUCUAUCACACACCCAUACUCAACGAAUGCUGUGCUUGACGCAUCCAGGACAGGCUCAAUGGGGUACAGUGUGAUUGGAGCAGAUGAUCAAGAGGAAAUCGAUUCUGCACUGCAAUGUGUUUUAAUCAGCCGAAGAGCAGAUCAAGCUCAACUCGCCGUUCGAGUUGCCAUUGAAGUAUGGUCUCUUCAACAUUUGUCUCGCAUUUCACCCAUUCUCUUCAUCGAGGAUGGCCAAAAGAUGAAAGCAUUUGAAUGCCUUCAACAACAACGCAAUCUAAGGCGUCAGCAGAUUAUUGAUAAUAUUCAACUUGUGGAGAGGGAACUCUGUAGACUGUCACGAGUCGAAAGGGAACGCAAGGCAUUCCAAAACGCUCUAAUUCUUGGUCAAUUUUCGGAGCGUCGAAGAGAUCUUGUUCACUUACUGUCAGAUCUACAGCGCCAGAAGGACCAACGUGAAUCAGAGCUAUACGAAUUCUUAAAGGGACUGGAGGAACAAAGGGAACGAGAUCAGACAUUCUAUUGGCUAGUUCAAUAUCAACGUCUCAUGGAUAGGACGCCGCUGGAUCUAAGGAAGGUACUUCCUAAUCGUACUAACUGUACUGAACUGUACCUUUUUGUCUCACUAUCUCAUUUUGGCCAGAUCCACCUAGCACUGCUAGGGUACGACCAUAUUUGCAUACCCGUACCGGCUCCAGUAGUCUUGGUACAUAUGGGCACCUUUGAGAAUCGUCUCCACUCUAACUUCAGUCAAACGAAAUCGAUUACGAGCGGUCUCCAUGGCUUCUUUCAUAAGUUUUCGUUCAUAAAAAUUUUCUUUUACAUUACCUCUCAUUCCACUGAUCGAAUCAUGCUAACCUCAGCAAUGCUUCUCAAGUUUUGUCAGAGCCCGUUAUUGGUAUCUUCCGUACUGAGUGGAAAUGAGAACGAGAGCGAAUCAACUCCGAAUGACGCUGGCAAUGACAGAAUGGCGUCGCCCAGUGCUCCGCCCGCAGUAGUAGCCCGCUUUGAGAAUGAAUGCUGCAUAUGCCAGGAUGCCCAGUGUUCAAUCAUAUUUCUCCCAUGUGGUCACGUUUGCUGCUGUAAAUUUUGUUCAGUCAAGGUCGUUCUGUGUCCUCUGUGCCGCAGUACCGUGGAACAGCACAUUCAAAUCUCUUAG